Molecule: messenger RNA, 8126 nt
Organism: Tachyglossus aculeatus (Australian echidna)
Lineage: Eukaryota; Metazoa; Chordata; Mammalia; Monotremata; Tachyglossidae
Gene: TTC3
Product: tetratricopeptide repeat domain 3
Exons: 46
Coding region: 109-5934 (1941 amino acids)
Biological process (GO): ubiquitin-dependent protein catabolic process
Molecular function (GO): protein binding; ubiquitin-protein transferase activity
Source: RefSeq, a predicted model, not a curated record
GGCCCGCCGCCUGCCUGAGGCGCUGCCCCUGAGCCGUCAGUCAGGACCGGACCGACUGUUCCGACUUUCCCGAUUGUCCCGAUUGUCCCGACUGUCGAACCAUGCAUCAUGGAAGACUGGUGGACCUCUAAUAAGGAAAUUAUUAGCUCCGGUUAUGUUCGUUUUACUAAAUAUUGCUGUGAACAGGGUCGUGCAAAAUCUAAAAGAUGUUCUCCAAGCAAGCCAAAAUCGGCUCCUGACAUCUGCAAAACCUGGUGCAGCAAACCACUUCAAGUCCUGCAAGAUUACUGUGAUAUCAUUAAAAUAUACAUUUUUUGGCCACUUCUCUUUCAACUUGAGCAUAUGAAUUAUAUAGAUUUCAGCAAAUCUGUCCACUCUGAGUUAAAUUUGAAGAAAUUGCAACAGAUUGAGGUGCUGGAAGAAAUUGUGGAUCUGGGUAAGAAAGUUGCGGAUGAUCAGUUUUUUAUUGGUGGCAUCCUGAAAAUUGGCUCCAAAAUAGAAGACAGGGCCCCUGUAAUCGAGGAAACCUUUAACUGGGUGAAAUACACAGGCGAAUUUAAAGUCCUACAUAAAUUAGAAAAAUUUGGAGAUUACAGUUGGCCAAUGUUAGAAAUUUUCUUUACUGAAUACAAAUAUUAUAUAACCAAAGUUGCUCUGGAAGACUGCAAUUUAGUUGAAGAGUUUGGAUCUCAGAACUGCGAUUCCUGUACAAGGAAAGGAGAAAUGAUGAAAGAGAGAGGAAAUGAAGAAUUCUCCCAAAAGAAGUUUGAUUUAGCAAUCCUUUUCUACACCAGGGCAAUUAACUUUUGCCCAGAAAAUCACCUUCUUUACAGUAACAGAGCUCUUUGUUUUCUUCGAAUUGGACAAUACAAGAGAGCCCUUGCUGAUGGAAAGAGAGCUACUAUUCUAAAGCAUAAUUGGCCAAAGGGUCAUUACCGUUUCUGUGAUGCACUCUCAAUGAUGGGGGAACAUGAACAGGCCCUAGAAGCAAAUGAAAGGGCCCAAAAACUCUGCAGAAAUAACCCUGAAGGAACUAAGGAUCUUAUUCAGCAGAACAUAAAGUUAAGAAAAGAAAUGGAAGAACUAAAAGGUGCAAAACAAAGUAAGUAUCGAAUGAAGAAAUCACUUCAUGAGAAAAGAUUAGCUUCAGAUUGUGGUUCUAGAGGGCCUGGGUUUUGUCCUUCACGUAAUCCAAAGGAAACAGGCAAUGAAAAAAGAAGGUUCAUAUCAGAAUCAAAAGAUCAUAGUUGUCAUCAGAAGAAGGAUAUAAAGGUGGCUCCUGAUGUCCUGAAUUCAGAAAAACACGAGUCUCUUUUGGCGUUUCCAACAGGUCAUAAUCAGAAAAAUAAAGGAAAAGCAAAAACUAGUAGCUGUGAUUCUGAAAAGACUAGAGAACAACUGAGUUCUAAGAUAGAUUCUAAAAGCAAUUAUGAUAAGCAGAAGAGUAAAUCUUUGAAUUCUACACAAAAGGUGGGUUUGCUUGAGUUAACAGAAAUGCUGAAAUCCCUUUUCCAAGAUGGUUAUACAGCCUUAAUGGACCAGCGUUGCCGUGGUGCUGAACAGGCCUUUUCACAUUUGUUAAAAAUUUUAGAUCCCAAGGAAUUAAAGCAAAUGAAUCUUGCCAUCACUGACUACCUCAUCAUAAUAUAUGGAUAUGCCACUGCUCUUCUUGGAAUAGGACAGCCUGAGGGAUUAUCUGAAGCUGAAAACCAGUUUAAAAGAAUCCUGGAGCAGUACUCCAGUGAGGGUUACGAUUGCUUGGCAUAUUAUGGAAUCGGGAAGGUUUAUUUGAGAAAAAACAAAUUUUCAGAUGCUAUUUAUCAUUUUGAGAAAUCAAAAACCAUGAUUAAAUUUAUUCCUGGAGUAUUAGUGUGGCCCACCACUUCUGAGAUUAUUGAAGAGUCUCAGUCUGAGAGAUUACAAUCAAUACUAGAGAAUUAUAUAGAGGAAUGUAAGUUCCCUCCAGAACCAGAUGCUGUGUGUUCCUAUCAAAAUUGCCAUGGACAUUCCAAAAUCCAGAUAUAUUUAACUGAUCCAGAUUUUAAGGGCUUUAUACGUAUCAACUGCUGCCAAUUGUGUAAAAUAGAAUUUCACAUUAGCUGCUGGAAGAAGUUAAAAACAACUUUCAAUGAUAAAAAUGACAAGGAUUUUCUUCAAGACCCGUGUCUUACCCCUGACUGUGGAGGAAUCAUUUCCAAGAUUAUUAUCUUUGGUUCAACUGGCCAAAUUAAAUGUGAAUUUGAACAUAAAGUUGUGAAAGAAAGGGAUCCACCAAGACCUGUAGUGAAACAGAAGUGUUCCAGUCUAGGGAAACUAAGAAUUAAAGAAGAUAAAAAAUCAAAGAGAAAACUUCGAAAAAAAGAAGCAAAAUCUUUAGCAAACGAAAGAAUGGAAGAGAAAUCAAGUGAAAAUAACUCAUCUAAACACAGUGUCCAUAAAGGCUGUGUUCAAAGUUGCCAAGUUAUUGAUGAUAGAGUUCUGCAUUGUAUAAAGGAAAAUGCUGAAAAACUUAAAUUUGGGGUACAAGACACAUCUAAACUUCUGAGUGAAUUGCUUUCUUGGUGGGUAAUAAGCAAGGAGGAUUAUACUGAACGCUCUUCUAGUCAUCUACCUAAUGAAACCAUGGAGCGCAUUCUCUGUCACUUGUUCCAGAACCAGAACAGAGUCAAGACAAGAAUUUUUCUGCAUGUAUUGAGUGAGCUUGAAGUUGUAGUUGACCCCAAACUACAUGAGUGGAUUCAGAAGCUCAAUAAUUUUGGCUUGGAUGCCACAGAAGCUUUUUUUUCCCGUUAUGGAGAGUCUAUUAGAGAGCUCAAAUGCAGCAUCAUCACUGAUCUUUGGAAUGAGAAAUAUGGUCGUAAACUAGACCUUCUGCUCCCCAAUUGUGUAGAUGGAGAAAUUCUUGAAUACUUCCAUUCGUCAUCCUUGAAGGAAGCUCGCUGCCUAAUAUGGCUAUUAGAAGAGAAUAGAGAACAAUUUCCUACUCUACAUCAUACUUUAGAUGAAUUUUUUGAUAUAAUGGAUGGGCCCUGUACUAUAUUAAGGAAACAAGAAAAUGAAGAUGCCUCAACUACUGGUAUAAAGGUAAAAAACAAAAACCGGAAAAAGAAGCAAAAAGGAUCAAAGCCUGUUUUCCCGCUGUCUGGAGUUGGAGGAAUAAUACAGGAUGAUGACAGUAUUUUUACAGACGAAAAUCCUCUAUCUUUUUUGAAUUCUUGUGAUCCGUUUGUAGUUCCUGCUAACCUUCAAAAUGAGAUAGAAGAAUUUGAAGCGCUCUAUGAGAAAAAGAUUUCUAAUAGUCAUCAUUAUCAGAGACUAUUGGAUAAUAAUCCAGAUCCAAAAUGUGAAACACUAUAUGACUAUUUCUCUCAAAUCCUGGAGGAACAUGGUCCCCUGGAAAUUACAGACGAGUUAUUGAUUGGCGAAUAUGAACACUUCCCUGAAGAAACUCGGAAGCUUGUCGAAGAAGCAGGGGGAUUGAAGUCUUUUCUUUUGAGAUCUCUUCGUUUUGUUAUGUUUAACGACUUCAUUGGACUGAUGAAAGAUGCAGUUGUCCUGAAGGAAAAGGAAGAGUACAUGUUCAGUCCAUAUUUUGAAGAACACUCUUCACCAGUCAAACCUGUACUGAAUCCAGCUGCAAAGGAAUUCAAGCCAAUCUCCCAUAACUGUAGUUCUUAUAUACCAAUGUCUGAGGCUAUUAAAGAAAACUAUCAGACUGAAAAAUAUGUGGACCCAGGACACCCAUCAGCUUUUCCUUUUAAUUAUAGCGUUGAUCACAGAUUUGACAUCAAUGAAGAAUCGAUGUUUUGUUUAAAUCUAUUACCAUAUUCACCUGCCCUUUCAAAUUUCUACACACCUUCUGAGUAUCAACUGGAAAAAAUAGUACCAGUAGAGGCAGAUAGGACAACUGUUGUUGACACUAUUAGACCAAAUAAUGAUGAUGAUUAUACUGAUCGCAAUGCUCUUCAUUUCGAUUCAGAAAAAGUAAAAGAGAGAGUCUUAGAAAGAGAGAACAUUUCUGGAAGGAUGGUUCCUAGUGAAACACAGAUAUCUCAGCACCCUCAGGAUAUAACAGCGAAGUCAGACAACUGCAUUUAUAGAGAUGAUAAUACUCAACUGUUGGAUAGCAGUAAUGCUGGUCAUUAUAUUUCUACUAAUAAAAUGAAAACAGAGACUAAAAAUACGGCAUUGGUGAGAAAAAAUCCAACUCGAAUGAUUGCUGUGCAGGUAAAUCAGGACUUAACACAUCAGGCGGUUAAUACCAUGCCUUUUAAUCCAUUUGAAACCCAACAUGGGGAUAUUCUGCGAAUGGAAAAAGAACACCAGGUAUUACAAGAGCAACUGAGAGAAGCAAAUGAAAAAUAUACACAGUUAAAACACAGGAGCUCAGAAGAGAUUAAAGAUUUGGAAGAAAAAUUGAAAGAGCUCUCUGAAAAAAAUAAGAUCUCAAAGACUGAAUUGGAAUGGAUGCACCAGGACAUGGAAAAAGAACUGAAAAAAUGGCAACAGGAAAAAAAAGAAAAUCAGGAAAAAUUAAAAGGACUGAAGAGUAAAAUAAAGAAGGUUGUAGAGAGCAAUGAGAACUGCUUAAGGACCAUCGAGGAAAAGGAUCAGCAGUAUGAAAUGCAUUUGAAUAAAUUCCUGGAGAUCAGUAAUCAAUUUGAAAAUGAGAAAGUGAAAAUGGAGGAACAUAUAAAGAAGGGAAAAGAUAAUUACCAGGAGAAUAAUAAAAGAUCUGUGGCAGCAGAGGUAUCGGUCCUGAAAAACUGGAAGGAAAAAGAAGUGAGCAAGUUGUUCAACAGAGUAUCAGAAGUAGAAAAAUAUCUUAAGCAACUAAAGUUAAUGAACAGUGAUUCUUCUAAAGUGAAGCCUGAGGUAGCUACUUGGGAGUUGUUUCUUUCAAAAAUUAAAAGAAUAAUUGAGGAAACAAAGGCUCAGUUUGAAGAUAGAAUUCAGAAGAUUCAGAGUGGUUCCCCGCUUGUCGGACUUUCUAAAGUGCAAAUUCCUGAUCUUUCAACUCCUUCCAGUAGUUCAACACCUCUAGUCAUGCUUCCUAUUAACGAUCCAGCCAUUGUAAUGUAUUCUCCACAAAUUCAUCCUAAAUUACUUCCUAAAUAUCCGCACCCUGAAGGUCAAAGUUCAGCGAAUCUUCCACAUCCUGUACAAACUGGAGUCCAAACCACGACACGUAAAGGCUCAAGCCCGUAUACUGCCACUGAUAGCUCCAUGGUGAAACCUGUGCAAAGAAAUUAUCUGGAUCCAGCUGUUCCCACCCUGCCUCCAGUGACUACUAGGAGUCCUGAUGUCCAAGUGAAUCACAGCCUAGCAGCUGACUGUCUGUCACCUCCGCAGAAGCCAUUUGAAGCCAUUUUUAGAAAUCUGGCAGUGAUGUUCCCCAACUACAGCAGUAGUGAGUUUCUCACUUUUAUAAAAGAAGUUCAGGCCCAAAACAAGGGCACACUUUCAGGAUUGACCUCGGUUGAAAUCACCAGGAGAGUGACAGAUCUCAUCCUGGAUGAGCCACGUAAGAACAAGGCCGGAAAAGAUAGGGCGGCGGCGGUAUUUGUGGCGAAUGACCCUGGCCGAAGAUCUUCGGAAGGAAACGUGUUGGUCUCUGGCUCCUCCAAGACCAGACUUGUUUCUAGCAAAAGCCCCAGCCGCCCACCUCGAGGCCAGCCCUGGGUGGUAGUUGCGCCAACCAAGACCAAGUGGCAGAAAUCAAGAGAGUCCACUACAUCCGAUGAAGAUCCCUGUAUCAUCUGUCACGACGAACUAAAUCAGGGCGUCCUUUGCAAACUGGAAUGUGGGCAUCAGUUUCAUAAACAGUGUAUUGACCUCUGGCUAAAAGAACAAAACACAUGCCCAACCUGCCGGAAACAUGUCCUGCUACCAGAGGAGUUUCCAGCUCUUUCUUCAGGAAGGAAGCCCACCUAAAGCACGCUCAGCUGAAGCCUGGGGUUUUAAAUAUUUUAUUGCUGUACUUUAAUAAUCAUGGUAUGUAUUGACAUAAAUUGAAUUGUAGUGGUGCAGUAUGAAUGAAGAUAUACUCCUAUUAAUGAAUAUAUUGAGUAACUAACCACGUUUUCAAAUCUAUUAGCCAUAAUAAAAUAGAGGGGGAAAUAGUGACUAUAGACAAACUUUAAAUUGCCUCAGCUGCAUCACCACCCUACUCAGUUGUGGAAAAGACAAUGCCUAGUAGCCUGGAGAGGCAAGGGUCCCUUUACCGUGACUUGAACCAAAGGGAUUGCUCUGCUUCCUUUUGGAGUUCUAAGGAGAGAGAAGUCCCAGUCAGUGCAAAGUUUUCCCAUUUUUGUAUACAUCCCAUGUGCUCCCCAAUUCCAUUUAACUUCCAUUUCCUGAAACAAACACAAAGGAGCAGCGAUGGUAAAGGUACCUUCUCUGUCAAAGGUCACUCUGGAUUCGGGGGUAAUGACUGUUCUGGGCUUUGGGCAGCCUCCCUGUCUCCUUGAGCCUCCCCACGCCACGGAAAAACGUUGAACAUCAGCUCUAUUGGCAGAGGCUGGUCUUGGAUUGUGGAAAGAGACUUUCUUAUUAAUGAUUUGUUCCCUGUUUCUACCCCAACAGCAGACCUAAAAGUAUAAAGAAACUGGCUUUGUUAGUAGUUGGCAUUCCCCCUAUCAAAACCUGUGAACUGCUCUCUUUGCAAUUUAUUCAGUUUUUACCUUUCCCUUUCAUACCCCAAACAAUCCUCCAAUUUUUUUUUUAUUUUGUUCUACUUAAUGAAUUUCAAACACUCUCUAUCUCUUCCUUUCCCCCACCUUGGACUUACUGAGUUGGAACUAGAUGGAAUGUGUGAUUCCCCUAGCCUAAUUUCACUUAAUGCCACGUCCAACCCAUAUCACUGCCACAGUGCCGUCAACCAGGCCUAGGCUCAAAAUUGUUAAUCAGUCUUACAGUUUGUAUUCAGUUCUUACAAUUAACUCCCCUCUAGACUGUAAACUUGUUCUGGGCAGGGAAAGUGUCUACCAACUCUGUUAUCUUGUGCUCUCCCAAGCACACAGUAAGCACUCAAUAAAUACCAUUGGGUGGUUGAUAUUAUAAUCAAACAUAGCAGUGCAUUUUCACUUUAGUACCCUUCCCAAAAGUAUCAUGUAUCACUAAGUUCUAAAACCUAAUAGACUACUAAAACUUAAUUCUAGACCUUUGUCCUUUGUGGGACUGUUAUGGCGGGGUCACAAUACCAGUGAUUUUUUUUUACAUUCUGCCUUCCCCCUCAUGGGAAUCCACUUGUGAAUUGCUCUGUUCCAACCUUUAAUUUUCCAACUUUUACAUCUUUAGUCAUAGAAAAAAGGACUCAGCACCUAUAACAACUCACCAAAAACACAUAUCUCAGAACAGUAUCCUUGAGGAUAUUUGCCAGUUUCCUUCAUUCAUUCUCAGUCAAUCAGUGGUGUUUAUUGAGUGAUUUCUAUGUGCAGAGCACUGAGCUUUAUACUAGGUUGAUAAACCAUUGAACAUGCUUAAAAUUUAAUACAGUAAUUCAAAUAAUGUCACAUUAGUAAAUAAUUGUAAUAUGAUUAUAUGUCUCUGCAGGAGGCUGUAGAAAUAGAAGCGUGUUCUCUUUGCUGUGAUCGUGGCUUUUUUAACUUAAAUGGAGAAUUUAUCUAGUAUAGGGUGAACAGCCUUCUUUCCUUAAAGCGCCAUGUAGAAUGUUAAUGUCUUUUGAAUAGCUUUGUGGACCUUUAGUGUCGUCUCCUGUAUCCUUUAAGGUGGUCUUCACUUACAAGUUUAUCUGCAUUCUUGAAACUAGAAAAUGUUAAGAUGGGGCUGUUUAGGGGAUGGAAUUCUGGCUACCGUUGUGCCCGGUCAAGGGAAAACUUCUCAGGAUGUGGGAAGUUCACUCCCUGGACAGGAGCAGUUUGGAUUGAGCACUGUAUCAGCCACUGACCGGUAGGGUUGGGGGAAUCACAAAAUAUUGUGCCGUAAAUGAUCUGUGAAGAAGCAAAUGUAUUUCGUUGUAAAACUUUGGGUAGACAAUGGUACCAUCUCCUUCCAAUAAAAUCUCUCGCUACCUGUCCCUUACCUGUGGAACGAGUUCGUAUUGCUUAGGAAAUAUGCUUGAUCUUUUGCUUAGAGCAGUCGUUAAUAAAUGAGUUGUGUUUUAA